GGGAUGCGAAAUGGGAGGAUGCUGUAGAUGAAAAUCGGAGGAUGACCUGGAAUUUGAGCAAGAGUUGAUUCCACUCCCAGCAUCCUCCCUGGAACAUUCAGGGGUGUACAAAACCUUUGGAUAUCGCGUGAUCGGUCAUCGGCCAGUGGAUAGGAAGAAAUGUUCAAGGAGCUUGGGAGUGCUGUGUUCUAUGGGCUGGUUUCUAGCUGCAUGACCUUUGCAAACAAAGCUCUUUCGCAGACUUACAACUACAACUUCCCUCUGUUUCUGCUCGUGAUUCAGAUGUCGCUGAUGCAAGUUGCCCUGUUGGGACUGAACAUGAUCGGUGUCACCAAAUAUCCUACUUUCACCUUGAAGGGGCUGAUGAUGCACAUGCCUGUUUCAUUCCUGUACUGCUCCAACGCUGCCCUUGCCCUGGCAAGCCUGCAGGCUACAAGCAUCCCGACAUACGGGGUGCUCAAGCGAGCAGCUCCUCUCUUCAUCAUCAUCAUCUCAGCUGCUGCCAAGUGCAUAUCUCAGUACAGGCAGAAGAUAAGUAGGACAGAAAAACAGGGGGUAACUUCCAACGGAGAGGACGCGUUGGUAUCCGUCAAAGUAACGAGGGAAGACUCCUGCGAGGAGGCGGGGAAGGAGCAGCUCGCGAGCAGUAGCGCCAGUGAAGCAUCGGAGACAUCAGCCAUGACCGUCAUCGGCGUCUUGACGAUAGUGUUUGGAACCUUGCUUGCCGGUUCUUCGGACCUGUUCCUCUCCCCUUCCGCCCUUCAGAUGGCGAUGCUGUCCAACGUUACACAGGCCCUCUACGUCAUACUGGUGGAGGCGAAGCACAAGGGGAAACAGGGGAUGGGAGGAAUGUUCCACUAUGGCAAGGGGGUAGAUCCUACCCUCGGUCUGCUGGCUCACAAUUCCCUCCUUGCUAUCCCGAUCCUCUCGUUCAUGAUGUACCUGGAGUGGAAGCUCCGACCUGGCGCUGAUGUCAGCUACCUGGACAUGAGAGGAGCAGGAGCAGGAGCAGGAGCAGGAGCAGGAGCAGGAGCAGGAGCAGGAGCAGGAGCAGGAGCAGGAGCAGGAGCAGGAGCAGGACAGGGGGAAGGAGAAUGUUUCCUCAACUACUCGAUGUUCCUCUGUAUUCGCAACAAUUCUGCUCUUGUGACUUCACUCGUCGGCCACAUCAAGACAGCAGCACAGACUGGCGUCGGAUUCUUUUUCCUUGCCAAAGACGUACACGCGAGCUCACUUUACAUCUUAGGGGUCAUUCUUAACGCCAUCGGCGGAUUUCUGUUCACCAUGGGGAAGUACCAGAGUGUGCAGUCGGCCGUCAAACAAUUCUUGCAUGCGAUCGGCAGCAUGUCGGACGUCAGGUGGGACUUCAUCAGCAGCAAACAAGGUCUGGAGGAGCUUGAGAGAUUGUUCAGCGAGGACGCGGCCUUGAUAAAGUCGUCCUCCUCCUCCUUCCACGAGUUCCAGGAGUUCUUCGAGAGAUACUGCAAGCACAGGAAGCAGGAGGUCGAGGAGAGGAGGGAGAGGACGAUUAGGGAUCCGCCAAGGCCGUUCGCAUGCCGAGAGGAAGGAGUGAGGAAGCGACUUAUGGACAUGCUUGACGAUUUGCCGGCGAGGUAUGACAAGAGGUACAGGAUCAACUUCACGGUGAUGGUGAAGAAUCGGGGGAGGAGCAUGUUGAGCGAGGAGGAAGUGAAGGAGAUGAAGAGAGGGUUGAUUAUGUUUGAAGACUUUCGGCAGAGGAAGACGUUGAACAAGAUCAAGAAGAUGAAAGAAAGUCAGAGAGAUCUGCCCAUCUAUGCUUUCAAAGAUCAGAUUGUGAGCGCCGUGAAGAACAAUCAGGUUGUUCUAAUUGCCGGCGACACAGGGUGUGGGAAAUCUACACAAGUCCCACAGUAUCUGGUUCAAGCAGGGUUCACAUCGAUUGCAUGUACCCAACCAAGAAGGAUUUCCACCAUCUCUCUUUGCAACAGGGUGUCCUGUGAAAUGCUGAACGAGUAUGGGAGCCAGGUUGCAUAUCAGAUCCGUUUCGAAUCCAACAGGACGGAGAAGACGAAGAUAUUGUUCCUGACAGAAGGAUUGCUGCUAAGGCAGAUAGCUGCAGAUUCUCUUCUCUCGCAGUACGACGUCGUCAUUGUGGACGAGGUACACGAAAGGCAUUUGACUGGAGAUUUUCUUCUGGGAAUCCUCAAGAUGUUGCUGUUGAGGAGACAGGACCUGCGGCUUGUUCUCAUGAGCGCAACGAUCAACGCGAACAUGUUCAGGGACUACCUCGAUGCCGUUGUCAUCACUGUCCCCGGUCGGCUCUACCCGAUCCAAGUCGUCUACCGCCCUGUUGACUUCGACGAGGAUGGGCAAGUGAGAAGAGCGGAGGACUGCAAGGGAAAUUUCGCUGCCAUGGGGGUGAAGGGGCUGACGGCCAAGACCAAGAAGAAGAAGGCUAUCGACCCGAAGCCGUACCUGCUCCUCCUCCAGCUGAUCGACCAGCAGUACCCUAGGAGCGAGAGGGGGGACCUGCUUGUCUUCCUGAGCGGCUCCAACGAGAUCAACGCGAUCAACGACGUCCUGCUAGAGUACGCGAGGGAGACCAAGAGGUGGAUAGUGCUGAAGCUUCAUUCUGCGCUGUCCGCUGAGGAGCAGGACAAAGUCUUCGACCUCCCUCCCCCGGGGGUCAGGAAGUGCAUCCUGUCUACCAACAUCGCCGAGACCUCCGUCACCAUCGACGGGAUCCGCUUCGUGGCGGACAGCGGGAAGGGGAAGGAGAUGGGCUACGAUAGCGGCGUCCUGGUCCACAGCCUGCAGGAGUACUGGAUCUCCAAGGCGUCAGCGGAGCAGAGGAAGGGGAGGGCAGGGAGGACAGGGCCAGGGGUCUGCUACAGGCUCUACUCCCAGGAGCAGUUCGACUAUCUGCUCGACUUCUCCAUCCCUGAGAUCCUCCGCGUCUCACUCGACUCCGUCCUCCUCCAGAUGAAGCAGCUCGGGCUGGGGGACCCGAGGACGUUCGACUGGGUCCAACCUCCUCCUCGAGACAGCGUCGAGUCGUCCAUGCUUGUCCUCCGCCAGCUCCAACUCAUCACCGAGGAGGAGGAGGAGGAGAGGAUCCUGCCUCUUGGCCGCGUCCUGUCCCAGCUGCCUGUCGACCUUCGCAUCGGGAAGAUGUUGGUGCUGUCCUGCCUGCUGGGGCUUGAGGAUGAAAUGAUGACGAUAGCAGCUGGAAUGAGCAUACAGUCUCCGUUCCUCCGGCUAGAUCCGGGGGCGGAGGAGGAGCAGGAGAGGAGGAGGCUGAUGUCGGAGGAGGGGGACCCGUUUACCCUCCUCAACGUGUACGACGAGUGGGUCCUGGCGAAGGGGAGGAAGGAGUCGGGGAGGAGGUGGAGCAGGAGGCACGGGGUGGAGGAGCAGAGGCUAUAUGAGAUGACGCGGCUGAAGGAGCAGUUUGCGGCCCUGCUCAAGGAUGCGAGCUUGCUGGAAGAGGAGACGCUGGUUCAGGCGCGGAACAGGGUGAGGAGGAGCGAUCCCGAGGGAAGGUGGAGGAGGAGGGAGCUCAAGAAGCUGCAGAAGCAGCGCGACGCGAGUAGGAAGACGCGGGUGCUGACGCUGGACGGAGGGUUCAGGACGAUGGUGGGCAAGAAGAAGAGGAAGAAGGGGGGCGAGGAGGAGGAGGAGGAGGAGGAGGAGGAGGGGGAGGGGAAGGUGGAGGAGGAGGAGGAGGAGGAGGAGGAGGUAGACCUGAAAGCUCUGGACUUUGAGCUCUCGCAUGACCUACAGGAGAUGUCAGAAGCGAGCAUGCGCGACUUGCGGAGGGAGCAGGUGAACCUGAUCAAGUUGUCGCUCUCAACCUCCUUCUACCCUAUGAUCGGCCUGCCUGACCCGGAGAACGUGAGGAGGAGGACGGAGGAAGCUGUCUUUAUCACCAAGGGGGCCCCGCAGACCUUUCUGCAUCCCACCAGCGCCUACUCCUCCUGCCCGUCGGUCGUCGGGGCGUCAGAUGUGCUGAUUUACUCUCAGCUGUUGGAGACAAGCAAGAUGUGGCUGAUGAACACAACCAAGUGCCCUCUGCUCGUCAUCGUUCUGUUCUGCUCCAACAGCAUCGACUGCAACGCGUCCUGCACCAGGUUGCUCAUCGAUAACUGGUUGGAAGUUGAGGUUGCGAAGAGGGACAUCACCCUCAAGAUGCUGUACUUGACACAGAUACUCCGACAUUGCCUUGCCGACCGGCUCUCCUCCCUCCUCUCCUCCCCAUCUGGGAGGUUCAGAGAGGAGCAACCUGACACAACUCACGAGCUCCCCGACCCAGCAGCUGUCGACCUCCUUCCCGCUAAGUUGCAACAGCUAGUCAAAGACCUUCAAGACAUGAAGACCCUUGACGAUCAGCAGCUCAGGCAGCAGCUGGCUGCCAUGAUGGAACAAACCGUCGCCUGCUGCUUCAGAGUCCCUUCUCGAUCCAAAGUCCUGUGGGAGCUCCUCUACCCCAGCGUCAGGGGCCUCCCGCAGACCUCAAUGACGAUGAAGAGGUGUAUGCAGGAGGCGAGGUCGAUGGUGGGACAGGAUGGAGAAAUCGAUGCAAGAAGUUUGCAGAGCAGGAAAGGGUAA
Molecule: messenger RNA, 4590 nt
Organism: Guillardia theta CCMP2712
Lineage: Eukaryota; Cryptophyceae; Pyrenomonadales; Geminigeraceae
Exons: 9
Coding region: 160-4590 (1476 amino acids)
Biological process (GO): nuclear-transcribed mRNA catabolic process, nonsense-mediated decay
Cellular component (GO): intracellular anatomical structure
Molecular function (GO): ATP binding; RNA binding
Source: RefSeq, a predicted model, not a curated record